Messenger RNA from Sardina pilchardus (European sardine), 1978 nucleotides. It is a transcript of the gene tmem275a, whose product is annotated as transmembrane protein 275a. The coding region runs from base 265 to 900 and encodes 211 amino acids. The record is from RefSeq and is a predicted model, not a curated record. The transcript has 2 exons. Lineage: Eukaryota; Metazoa; Chordata; Actinopteri; Clupeiformes; Clupeidae.
GUAUUUCAGUGGAUCAGAUGAAUAGACCGUGAGCCGUGACCAGCAUCUUCAUGUUCAGAAAUGCACAUGCUAUCGCUGGAGACACCUUGAGCUGUAGCUCCACUCCUUUUCGAUCAAGAAGCAAGUAGGCUAUAGCUGCUUUAUGGUUUGGUGGCAUCAUUUUUGCUGUUCCAUGGGACUCCCACUGGCUGCGUCACAUGCCCAGCUCAGCUAGUGCCUCUGGCAUUUCGUGCUACAGCAGGCCAUUGAGAAGAUAGCCACAACAUGGUCCAUCCCGACAAGACCGCCCGGACCUCAGUGCCCAAGAAGAGCUCCAGGAAGCGGAAGCUGCGUCCCCAGGGCCUGCCCUCCCCGGCCCUGUGCUGCGCCUGCGGGCUCUGCAUCAUGCUGGCGGGCAUCAACAUCACCCUGGUGGGGGCCUUCGCGUUCGGCAAGUUUGUGCCCACCAAGAAUCCGCCCAUCAUCAUCGGGCCGCUGCUGCUGCUGGUGGCGCUGUCGUUCUUCGCCGCGUGCUGCGUGUGCAGCCGCCGGCCCCCGGCGCACGCGUCCCGAGGCAAGGCGGGCGGCGGCGGCAACGGCGCGGACAGCUGGGGCCUGAUGCGCAUGGGCCCCUCGGCCUUCGAGAUGGAGACGAGCGAGCACACGCUGCAGGACACCACGGCCGUGCAGCUCAGCCCCACCAACUCCCUCAGCUCCUCCAGCAAGUCCAGCCCCGGCGGCCACCACCACACGCCCGCCGGAGACCCGCCCCGCCAGCUGGUCGCCACGGAGCUCAGCGACUCGCCGACGGCCACCGACGGCCUGAUCGGCGGAGCCAACUGCGUCUCGGCCUCGGUGCCUCUCUGUCAGGAACACAUAGCUGUCGAUCUCGGCCCCACACACGAGGCCUCUGACACAUAGAGUGGUCACAGUUGCAUGGGUGUCUGACAUCCAGGAAAAAAUCACACUGUUCUCAAGCAAUCUGGCUUGACUUUAAUGUCCUUGGCAAAAGAAAAAAAGAACUGUGAUGGUUCUUUAAACAUCACAAAGGUUAGGAGCAGGGAAAAGUACAGUACACAUAGUUGGUGUAAAAAAAUAGACAUAAAAUUACUUAAAACACUCGAUUUAGGCAGAUUUCAAGCCUCUCGUUUACAGAAAGGUGAGAAAUAGAGUGCGAAAGCAAGUCGUGUGAGACAGAGAGAUAUGUUGCCUGAAUUAUCCUCAGACAUUUUCAAACUUGCCUUACUAAGCCCCUUUCUUCUGUCAUGCUGCUGAGAAACAAGUGACUGGAGACUAGUGACAUUUUCUUGUUUGGGAGUCAUUGGCUCACCAUGUCAUCCUGACCCCAUCGUGGUAAGGGAAGAGCAUGGCUCAGGAGAAAAUAGCCCUUCAACAAUGAUCAUUCAUGGACUUUCCACACAGGAACUGAAUCUGAAACAAGCCCUUUGGAAAUAGGGGACAUUGUACAUUUUGUGAAGGGGACAAAAAAAGGUUCCUCUGUGCCUCCUCAUUUGAUGCCAAGCAGUGUGGUGAAAUUGGUCUGAAUUGUAGGUGACACUGCUCAGCAGAUAUGACAUUAUCUGUCUGUGUCACAUGCAUCAGAAACAGAGAAUGCCCUUCUGUGGAAGAAGCAGGCUAAAGACUAUCCUGUGUUAACACAAUACGACCAUAUGUGAUGCCUAUUGAAGCAAAGAUUUUAACAUAACUCUAUUUUGAAACAGAGGUGACUGUCAUCUCAAGGUAUUUAUUCACCUUAAAAAAAGAUAAAUGUUUCCUGUUUUCAUUUGUUGUGAUGUACUGCCUUGCUGUUGUGAAAACAUUUUCUUCUUUUUCAUUUGUUUUCCUUGUUUCGUUUAUUUAUUUAUGGAUAUUUUUUACUUGCUAUAGAAAGUGUGUUGACAAAUAUGUGAUGGUGUGUGAUGGUCAUAUACCCUUGUAGUUCUAUUAUUGAUUAUGCGUUGAUUAAUAUAAAAAUGUCCUACAAAGUAUAAUUGCUUAG